Molecule: messenger RNA, 1788 nt
Organism: Microthlaspi erraticum
Lineage: Eukaryota; Viridiplantae; Streptophyta; Magnoliopsida; Brassicales; Brassicaceae
Source: the annotation of a GenBank genome assembly
AUGGCUGAAGCCGGCGACGAGAAUCUUUACGCAGCCGCCAGAGACAUCGCCAGAGCUCUUGGAAAGGACCCAAGCGCCGCCGGAGAUAUUUUGCAGAUCCUAUCCGGCUAUGGCGCCUCCGGAAACCGCGGCGGCGACUCCCGACCCACAGCAUCCCGCGGUGGCUCUAACCUCAACCUUGACCGAUCCCUCAACUCCUUGGAGCGACAGAUCUCCGGCUACAUCGUGGAGGAUGCACCGAUCUGGUCCGAUCCCGUUGACUCGCGGACUUUCCUCGACGCCGUCGAUGAGCUACUUGCGAUCGCCGGAGACUUGAGAUCCAUGGCCGGGGAUAAAUCCGCCGCCGUCUGUAUGUCUCGUGCCGAUGUGCUGAUUCAACAAGUGAUGUUUAGGCUUCAGGAGGAGUUUGAAUAUGUAAUGGACCGAUCCCCUGAGUCGUUUGACUCCGACGACGAGUUCGCAGGGGAAGAAGACAACUACGGUGACCAAAGCCACCAGGUAAUCGUUGCCCAUCCAGUGACCGAUUACAAGAUCGUGAUUGAGGCGUUACCAUCGAGCACAGUCGGCGAUCUAAACGCGAUCGCUCUGCGGAUGGUCGCCGGUGGAUUCGGAAAAGAGUGUUCACGAGUGUACAGCAGCCGACGGAGAGAGUUUCUAGAGGAGAGUUUGUCGAGGUUGCAUCUGAGAGGACUAACGAUGGAGGAAGUACAAGACACUCCAUGGCAAGAACUUGAAGACGAAAUCGACCGUUGGAUCAAAGCCGCAGCUAUGGUGUUCCGUGUUUUCUUCCCGAGCGAGCGUCUUCUCUGCGAUCGCGUUUUCUCUGAUCUUCCUGUUUCCUCUGUGACAGAUCUCUCUUUCAUGGAAGUUUGCCGCGGAACAACCACACAGCUUCUGAAUUUCGCAGACGCAAUCGCUUUAGGGAGCCGUUUGCCUGAACGCUUGUUCAAGGUUAUGGAUUUGUACGAGGCGAUUCAAGACCUAAUUCCCAAAAUGGAAAUGUUGUUCUCCAAUAAAUACUGUUCGCCGCUAAGGCACGAGGCGGUCGCGAUUCAUAAACGGUUAGGAGAAGCGGUUAGAGGGAUAUUUAUGGAGCUUGAGAAUUUGAUCCGUCGUGACCCUCCCAAAACCGCGUUUCCUGGCGGUGGGAUUCAUCCGAUCACGCGGUACGUGAUGAAUUAUCUGCGUGCGGCGUGUAAAUCGCGGCAGUCGUUGGAGCAGAUACUUGACCAGACCGGGAACGAAACCGGAUCGGACACAAGACCUUUGUCCGUGCAAAUCAGAUGGGUUUUGGAGUUGUUGGAGAGUAACUUGGACGGCAAGAAAAGAACUUACCGCGAUCCGUCUUUGUGUUUCUUGUUCAUGCUGAACAAUGGAAAGUAUAUUCUUGAUAAGGCUUCGGACAACGAGCUCGGUUCGAUCCUAGGAGAUGAUUGGAAUGUGAAGCAUGCGGCGAAACUUAGGCAAUACCAUUCUAAUUACCGAAGGAGCUCGUGGAACCAAGUGGUGGGAUUGCUUAGGACGGAUGCUCCUUAUCAUACGUUAAUAGAGAAUCUUAGAUUGUUCAAUGCCCGGUUCCGUGAAGUGUGUGUGAUGCAGUCUCAAUGGGUUGUUACUGAUGGAGAACUGAGAGAGGAAUUGAGAAGCUCCAUUGCUAAAAUUGUGUCUCCAGCGUACUCUGAUUUCAUCGGAAUAUUGAAGGCUUCGCCGGGGACUAAUGGGAUUGUGUAUACUGUUGAUAUUUUGGAGAUGAAGAUUAACGAGUUGUUCAAGGAAAGCUCAAGUUGA